ACAUAUACAGUCAAAAUAGAUCCCACCAGACAAUGGGGUCAAUGGGACGGUUGGGGUACAUCACUGGCCUGGUGGGCCAAUGUAUUUGGCGAUAGGGAUGAUCUGGCUGAUAUGAUGUUUACAUUGAAAUGGAUUGACUAUCAUAAUAACCAAUCGGUACCGGGACUCGGUUUGAACAUUGCCCGCUACAAUGUAGGUGGGUGCUCGUGGAAUACACUGAUUAGUAGGAACGGUACCACCACUGAGCGUAUGGUUGAAUCGCCAAACAUACCCAAGUUUCGGCAAAUGGAAGGCUAUUGGCUGGACGGCAAAUCGGAGGACAACCCGGAUGACUACCGAAGCUGGAAUUGGACAGCCGAUAGUCGCCAACGUCAGAUGGUCGGUAAAGCCCAGGACAGGGGUGUCGAUCAGUUGGAAAUGUUUUCCAACAGUCCUAUGUGGUGGAUGUUAGCCAAUCUGAAUCCKAGCGGUGCCGGGGAUGGCGGUGAAAAUCUCCGGCCCGACGCCUAUCGUAAGUUUGCCGCCUAUUUGGCUACAGUAGCCAAGUAUGCCCGCGAUAGGUGGAACAUGACGUUCGUAUCGGUUGAACCGUUUAAUGAGGCAACCAGUUGGGGCUGGACUUCCCAGGGUAGUCAAGAGGCCUGUCAUAUUGGACCCGAGGCACAGCAACAGGUUAUCAGAUAUUUGAGACAGGAGUUAGACGGACGUGGACUCAGGGAUGUAUUGGUUUCGGCAUCGGAUGAUAAUACAUAUGACGGUGCCGUAAAAUUGUGGAAAAGUUUCCCCCGAGAUGUCCGUCAAUUGGUCGCCAGGGUUAACGUUCACGGCUAUCAGUAUGCGUAUGGCCAGCGAAAAGAGUUGUAUGAAUUGGUGGGUACGGGUGCCGGAGGUGACGGUAAGAAACUGUGGAAUACAGAGUACGGAGAGGGAGAUCCAUCCGGUAUACCGUUAGCCCAGAAUCUGAUGUUAGACUUGUUUUGGUUACAUCCGACCGCUUGGAUCUAUUGGCAAACGUUUGACGGAUCCGAUUGGAGACUCAUUGUUACAAAUCCGGCUGAAAAACAAUUGGGUCGUCUGAAUCAUAAAUACUAUGUAUUGUCACAGUUUUGCCGACACAUUAGGAAAGGUAUGCAAAUACUAUCAACCGAUCGAUUGAAUACUGUAGCCGCCUAUGACUACCAACAUAAACGUCUAGUUAUUGUUUCCUUAAAUUUGGAUCAAUCAUCAGUUAAUAUUACCUAUGAUUUAACAAUGUUUGCCAAUAUAACUGAGAGGACAGUUGUUAGCCGAUGGACAACACAACCGAAAAAUGAUAAGCGAUUAUAUUUAAUCGAACUACAUUAUGCCCAUGGCUAUUUUGUCAACACAUUUCUAUCGCCGGCAACCAAUCAACGACAAGAUAAAUACGGCGGAUCACUGGCCAAUCGGAUGCGUUUGGGUUUGGAAAUUGCCGACAAAGUACGCCAGGCUAUACCCGCCGAUACUGUACUGGCCGUCCGUAUAUCGUUUACCGAUUAUGCCGAUAAUGGCUGGGAACUGAAACAAUCGGUAGAGUUAGCCAAACAGCUCAAAGCACUGGGAGUUGAUUUGAUUGAUGUCAGUUCCGGUGGUGUUGUAUCGGGUAUUGGCUAUGAAUUUCUCGAUACAUCCAAACAACAACAUUCGGCAGCGGCUGUCAUACAACUAGAGGCCGGCAUACGGACGGCAGCUGUCGGUAAAAUCCGAGAUCCAUUGAUGGCCGAAAAACUACUUCGGGAUAACUGUUCAACAUUUGUAUUCAUCGGUAGGGCGUUCCUCAAUGACCCGCACUGGCCGUACAGAGCCAGCGAUCAACUCAAGGACAGGUCAUUCACAUAUCCCAAACCGUAUGACUGGUGUAUCGGUUGGACAGCGUAUAUGAAAUGGCGUAAAGAUUUAGAUAACAAAUAA
Molecule: messenger RNA, 1929 nt
Organism: Oppia nitens
Lineage: Eukaryota; Metazoa; Arthropoda; Arachnida; Sarcoptiformes; Oppiidae
Exons: 4
Coding region: 112-1929 (605 amino acids)
Molecular function (GO): hydrolase activity, hydrolyzing O-glycosyl compounds; oxidoreductase activity; FMN binding
Source: RefSeq, a predicted model, not a curated record